Messenger RNA from Pseudophryne corroboree (corroboree frog), 3541 nucleotides. RefSeq names its product serine and arginine rich splicing factor 1 (gene SRSF1). The coding region runs from base 335 to 1162 and encodes 275 amino acids. Gene Ontology annotation, molecular function: mRNA binding. The record is from RefSeq and is a predicted model, not a curated record. NCBI's taxonomy places the organism in Eukaryota, Metazoa, Chordata, Amphibia, Anura, Myobatrachidae. The transcript is spliced from 5 exons. Gene Ontology annotation, cellular component: nucleus; cytoplasm.
AUAAAAGAAUACAAGUUUCCUAUAUAAACACCCACUGAGCGGCGGUUCCUUUCUUAUUUUCGCGGGCAGCAGCUAGCAGCAACUUCGGGUCUUUUCUGUUUGAAACUGGGCAACACACAAACGUAGCAGAACGCAACUGUGUAGCGGAAGGUUACAGUAGCUUUCAGAGGGGCCAGUCUGUAUCAGUCCGCGAGGUGUGGGGCGAAGGCAGAGCUGACGGCAGCGGCCGCCAUUUUGUGCAGCUCAGUCGCCCAUUGAGCAGCGGGAAGAAGCCGUUGCUUCCACAUUUUCUUUUCUAUCCAGACUCGUUCCCUUUAAAGCCUUCAAGCUGGAGAUGUCAGGAGGUGGCGUGAUUAGGGGGCCGGCGGGCAACAACGAUUGCCGCAUUUAUGUGGGAAAUCUGCCUCCCGACAUCCGUACCAAGGACAUCGAGGACGUUUUCUACAAGUAUGGCGCCAUCCGGGACAUCGACCUCAAGAACCGCCGCGGAGGGCCGCCCUUCGCCUUCGUGGAGUUUGAAGACCCCAGGGAUGCUGAAGAUGCAGUGUAUGGAAGAGAUGGCUAUGAUUAUGAUGGCUAUCGUUUACGUGUUGAGUUCCCACGGAGUGGAAGAGGGGCUGGAGGUAGAGGCGGUGGAGGAGGAGGAGGCGGUGGUGGUGGCGGCGGAGGAGGAGGAGGUGGGGGCGGCGGCGGUGGUGGUGGUGGCGGCGGCGGCGGGGCACCACGUGGAAGAUACGGGCCUCCAUCCAGACGCUCUGAGUACAGAGUAGUGGUAUCAGGGCUGCCUCCAAGUGGAAGCUGGCAGGACUUAAAGGAUCACAUGCGUGAAGCAGGUGAUGUAUGUUAUGCUGAUGUUUUCCGUGAUGGUACUGGUGUCGUGGAAUUUGUACGAAAAGAAGAUAUGACCUAUGCUGUACGGAAACUGGAUAACACUAAAUUUAGGUCGCAUGAGGGAGAAACUGCCUACAUUCGUGUAAAAGUUGAUGGCCCAAGAAGCCCAAGCUAUGGAAGAUCACGUUCUCGCAGUCGUAGUCGUAGCAGGAGCCGUAGUAGAAGCAACAGUCGCAGCCGUAGCUACUCUCCAAGAAGAAGCAGAGGAUCCCCGCGCUAUUCUCCCCGCCACAGCAGAUCCCGUUCCCACAUAUCUGAAGAGAUGGAUUAAAGGAUUAUGGAGGACAUUUCAAUCAUUUUAGGAUUGUCAAAUGGAGGCUUGAGGAGGAUCAAAUCAAAAAUGGAGGCCAUGGUAUGACUCCAAGUGUUAUUGUGAGACAAAAUUGGCAGUAUUGAUUUUAUGCUAGUAUUGAUUUAGCUGAGGUAGAUUUCCUGCUCCUAAAGUGAGUAGUGCUUUAUAACAAAUGAUCCACCACCAUUCCCUUGUUUUGUGGGCCUCAACAUAUAUGGAGUAUAAUAUCACUACUGCUAACUCUGCAUGUCCUCUGACUGGUAAACAUUGCUAUUGUGUUUGUUUUUUUUGUUUUUGUUUAUUUCCAGAAUUCCCCCAAAAAAUGUUCAAACAAAUGUCUGUAGGAUGCUUUGCAAGGAGUUUUGUGACCAACGUAGUAAUUCAUUUACAUGUGUCUGCAGCAGUGUAGGUGGAACACUUGACCCUCCACUCAUCACUUUUUCAAAAAAACAAAUGAUGGUUCUAAAUUAGGUAUACCCUGUAGCAAGCCUUUAUUUUAAUUUUCAUUUAAUAAACAUUACGGAAAUAGUCCAGCUGAAGACAUGCAUCCAAUAGGCUGAUAUUGUGGAAACCUGAAAGUAGUUUGUGUGGUUUCUGUUGGUAUUGCAAUCUGUCAACUACUCUAGUCCAUGUUCCAAAGUACAAUUGUCAGCUCCCCACCACAAAGACUUCAGUGAGUGACUAGAUUAUACCAUGGACAUCGUCAUUGUCAAUUUAUGAAUGUUUUAAUGCAGAUUGCAACAAUAAAUACAACACCUUUUUUUAAUAUAUAGAUUUCUGGUUAUCUAUUUAACCUUUAAAUAAUGAAUUGUUGGUGACUUGGUAAACUACAGGCCAUAACUGGAAUGUUCCUUAAAGGAACAUCAACAUGUUAAAGUGGGCUUGUCCUUAAACACAGUGGAGGCAUCUAUUUUGUGAACAUGAUCUGGUGUGCUGCCUGGUGACAUAAGGUUGCCUAUUAAUUUGAAAUUAGUGUUUUUAUUUUUUUUUAACCUGCAAAAUGGGUCCCUCCAUGGUGUAAUUGUGUCCAUUUUUAACUUUCCAUCUACUUUUUUUUGCCUCAACACUUGUGAAAGCCUCUUCUGAUGUAUUGGCUAUUCUAUACUGUCUAUUUUGUUGGUAGUUAAUUUUUAUUUUUUAACAAAUGUCCUAAAAAGCUGGCUGCAUAAACAGUCACUUGCCAUCAAUUUAUUUCAAGUUUUUGUGAUUUUUUUCUUUCUUUCUCUAAUGGUUAGGAACAUUGAAAUGUUGCUAAGUCUUCACACCUUUUUUUAUUUCUAUUAUGAUUGUUUUUGUAAUGCAUAGAGAGCCCCAGUGCACCCUGUUUUCAUUCAACUUUAUGGCAGAUGUAUACUAAAGUAGCUAAUUAGAUUUUGAAGCUUUUUAAAGAUACCGCACAAGUCAAUAGAUUUUUCUUUUGGGAAAUGGAAUUGUUAUCUGUGCAUAUCUAUAUUUUUAUUUUCAAUGGUUUUUUUUAUUUUAUUUUAUUUUUUGAGAUUGCACACAUAACUUAUCAAUUCCCAGAAACAUAUGUUGAUAAUAUCUAACUCCUCUUUUUUUGGUUUUGCUGGUUAUAAAGGUUUGGAUUGGAGAGGGCUCACUGGAUCCCAAUCCUGGAGCUGGAUCAAUGGAUUCAAAUCAUAGGAAGGAAUGAAUAGGAUAGGGAGGAUGAAUAACCAGGAUUCAUGGAGCGGAAUCAGAUAACAAGAACAUAGGAGUGGAUUCCUGCCCCAUCUAAACCGCAUUCAUGUGGAAUUUUUUUAAUUUUUUUCAAUUGGCUAUUCUCUAGAUUUUUUUUAUUUUUUCCCCUGUUUUCUAACAAGUGGAGCGCUUAGGAUGCAAGAAGGAGUUGCAUUUUUUUUUUCCCCCCUCUUAUUUUUAUUUUUUUAAAGCAAAGGAGGCCAGAGGCGCACUGGAGCAUCUCCUGGGAAGGAUACACCACGCAUAGAUGGUAAUAAAAAAUGGGUUAAUAGGGGUGGGUGGGGGUUGGCUAAGUAUGACAUUUAGUAAAUUAUCUCUAAAUUUAACAGACAUGGGUGUUUUUAGUAGAUAGGGCUCAAUUGGCUUAAGGAUCUUGUUUCUGACAAAUGCAUACAAAAAAUAACGUACUCAUUGGAAGCAGCCGGUAUGGUUCUUGACCAGUUCCCUUUCUCUUCCCUCCCCACUCCCCUUGGUUAUCUUCCAAAACAUUAACUGAAAAGUUGAGAUCGGGUUGUCCAAAUCUGAAAGCUUAAUUGGCUAGUACUUAGAUUGUAUAUCUGUAUGUGGGUGCACUGAGCAAUUAAGUGCCCAUGUGCACGGAGUUUAAACAUAUUUAAACUGUUCUUUGUGUGCAUUUAAUAAAAGUCUUUUUGAAAA